AUGUUGGGAUGGCUCGCGUCGUUCUCGGGCUACCUGACGCCCGUCUUCCUCGUCCUCUCGCCGCUGCUCUCGUACACGGACCAGGCCAUCUCCAUGUACAAGGCGCGGUCGAGCGCGGGCUUCUCGCUGGACAUUCCCCUAAUCAUGCUCGUGGCGUCGCUGUUUAGGAUAUUCUACUACCCCGGGGCGCACUUCGACAAGGCGCUUCUUGUGCAGUCUUUCGUUAUGGUUUUUAUCCAACUCAUCCUGCUCAAGGUCGCCCUCGACCACCGGCCCGGCCCGUCGUCCAAGGGCGGCGAGGCGGCCGUGCCUUUUGCGAGGGCGCACGACGGCGGCGGCGGCGGGCUGUGGGAGGCCCCGCGGCCGUACCGGUUCUGGCAGUGGAGGUCGGCAAAACCGUACUGGCACUUUGUGCUGUACAUGUUCCUGGGGCUAGCGGCGUGCGAGCUCGUACUCGCACCAGUGCACUGGCUAUAUCCGGCGUACUCGGCGCUGAUAGGGUACACGGGGCUGUCGGUCGAGGCGACGCUACCGCUGCCGCAGAUCUUCUCCAACGCGCGGUCGCGGUCGUGCAAGGGGUUCCGGGUGUCGGUGCUGGCCAGCUGGCUGCUGGGCGACGCCAUGAAGAUGUAUUGGUUCUUCAGCUCGGCCACGCAGAUCCCCUGGGCAUUCAAGAUCUGCGGCAUCUUCCAGGCCGGCUGCGACUCGUUCCUCGGCGUGCAGUACCUCAUGUACGGCAACGGUAGCGGGCCGGCCGUACCCGAGCUCGUAGUCAAAGACCACAAAAUGUCGGACUGGCCGGCCGCCGCCUCGGCAAUGGGAGAAAGCGAGAAGCUGACGAUGCAGAUGGGCGUCCCCCAUGCAACCGGGCGUGAUACCCCGGUUGGCCGGAGGACGUCGCUGGCGGAUAAGAGCACAUGA
Molecule: messenger RNA, 921 nt
Organism: Lasiosphaeria miniovina
Lineage: Eukaryota; Fungi; Ascomycota; Sordariomycetes; Sordariales; Lasiosphaeriaceae
Exons: 3
Coding region: 1-921 (306 amino acids)
Biological process (GO): phospholipid translocation; retrograde transport, endosome to Golgi
Cellular component (GO): endosome; trans-Golgi network
Source: RefSeq, a predicted model, not a curated record